Rhizopus microsporus ATCC 52813 is the source of this 680-nucleotide messenger RNA. RefSeq lists its product as uncharacterized. The transcript has 2 exons. Lineage: Eukaryota; Fungi; Mucoromycota; Mucoromycetes; Mucorales; Rhizopodaceae. Bases 7 to 450 code for a protein of 147 amino acids. Gene Ontology annotation, cellular component: mitochondrion. The record is from RefSeq and is a predicted model, not a curated record.
AAGAUAAUGUUGCAUCGUGUCAAGCAGCCACUGUUUACUAUAAGACAUUAUAGUACACAGUUAACUGGCUAUCGAAAAUAUGCUCAACAGUUCAAGAGUAAGCCAGGAUCUUACAUGACAGCAUUUGCUGUGCUUCAUGAACUCACUGCCAUUGCACCUUUUCCUGUCAUCUACUAUGCACUUGAUGCAUCUUCCAUCGCAAUACCCUUUUCAAGUUCUCUUGUCGAAGAAGGCAACAAGUUUAUUAAUAAAGUAAGGGUGCGUUACGGAUAUGAGCAACUUGAACCUGAUAAUAAGGUCAUGAUUCAUCUUGUGACGACAUAUUGUAUUGUCAAGGCAUUACUUCCUGUUCGUUUAGCUGCCUCAGCUGCUAUGACACCUAUGGUCGCAGAAAAGCUCAUUUCUCCUUCUGUUCAGUUUAUACGACGACGUGUUCUCUCAAAACAAUAAAUCUUCUUUAUUAUCUGAAUUAGCCUUAGCUGCAUCGGCAUCCAUGCCCAAGAGGAUGACUUUUCGUAGUCUGUCUAGACGAUCUCUUUGUAUCUGUAAUAACUCUUCCAUGUCCUCGUCUUCCUCCAUGUUAUUAGGUGCUGUGUUAAAGUCAUCACUUUGUAAGGUAUAGUCCAUUUCUUGAUCUAGGCUACUCGAUUUUUCUGUUGAUUGUUGUUGUUGUUGUUGCU